AUGCUGUCCGCCCGAUCUCGACUCGUGUCUGGCCGUUGCUUGAGGCUGCCGCGCGCCGUCGCGUCGUCCGUCAUCCACUCCCCAGUGCGGAGACUCCAAGGCGUCAACACCCUGACCCACUCCGCCUACCUCACGACCGCCUCGGACAAAGACCCGUACCCCUACCAAGUCGGGUUCGGCAACCGCUUCGCCAGCGAGGCAGUCCCUGGCGUCCUGCCACACGCCCAGAAUAGCCCUCAAAAAGUCAAGUACGACCUCUAUACCGAAUCCAUGACGGGUACCUCGUUCGUGGCUCCCCGAGCGGAGAGCAGGACCGCUUGGUUUUACCGCAUACGGCCCUCGGUCGCCCACCAGGGCUUCACGAGCCUCCCAGACAACCCCGACCUGGAGCACGACUUCUCGCCCUCGAACCCGCGGGUGCACGUCAGCCCGACCCAGCUCGCCUGGCUGCCCUUCGACAUCCCUUCCGCCCCGACGGACUUCAUCGCCGGCCUCAAGACGCUCUGCGGGAGCGGCGACCCGACGCUGCGCGAGGGCAUCGCGUUCCACAUCUACGCCGCCAACGCGUCCAUGGAGAACAAGGCCUUCUGCAACAACGACGGCCACAUGAUGAUCCUCCCGCAGCAGGGCCGCAUGGACAUCCAGACCGAGUUUGGAAAGUUGAUGGUGAGGCCGGGCGAGCUCGUCGUCAUCCAGCGCGGGAUGCGCUUCAAGGUCCUACUUCCCGACGGCCCCUCGCGCGGAUACAUCCAGGAGAUCUUCGGGUCGCAGUUCGAGCUGCCCGAGCUCGGCCCGCUGGGCACGCACGGCCUCGCGAACCCGCGCGACUUUGAGACCCCCGUCGCGAGCUUCGACGUCGACCAGUCUCCGUGGGAAAGUACGGUCGGUGGGAAGAUGUUUGCGUGUAAGCAGGAACAUACGCCCUUCGACGUCGUCGCCUGGACCGGCAACUACGUGCCGUACAAGUACGCGAUGGAGAAGUUCGUGAACGUGGGCAGCAUCUCGAAGGACCACAUCGACCCCUCCAUCUUCUGCGUGCUCACCGCCAAGUCGAAGAUCCCGAACCACUCGCUCACGGACCUGCUCAUCUUCAGCCCGCGCUGGGACGUCGCCUCGCACACGUUCCGCCCCCCGUUCUACCACCGCAACAGCGCGACGGAGUUCAUGGGCUUGGUGUACGGCGUCUACGGCGGCCGGAGCGACGAGUUCCAGCCCGGAGGCGCGAGCUACGAGACGGGCUUCUGCCCGCACGGAGUGUCCUACGACGAGUUCAGGGCGGCGACGGAGGCGGAGCUGCAGCCGAUGAGGGUGCACGAGGGCACGAUGGCGUUCAUGUUCGAGUCGAGCUUCAUGCUGCCGCUUACCGACUACGCGAUGAAGCGCACCGGGAAGCUGCACGAGCACGAGCCGAAGAUGUGGGACAACCUCAAGGGCAACUUCUUGAACCACCUCGGCGAGGUCAACGCGGACCUGCGCGCCGCCGGGCUGGAGGAGGUGCAGCCGAAGGCGUCCAAGGCGCCCAAGGCGUGAGAUGGCUGGCGUCCGUCCUUUGCGCGCUUCGGUCGCGGUCGGUUGAGCCGGGGUGUCUGUUCCUGUAUUUUUAGCGCCUGCGCGUUGCCGUGUGCCUGCGAGAUCAUCGAUCGUGCUAAGCCUAUGCGCGAUUUUUCUUGAGCGGUUAGUGGGGUCGUGGAGACUGUAUGUAUGCAACAUGCACAUGCGCAUGCAAAUUUAUUUAUUUUGGUCAGCGC
Molecule: messenger RNA, 1748 nt
Organism: Heterobasidion irregulare TC 32-1
Lineage: Eukaryota; Fungi; Basidiomycota; Agaricomycetes; Russulales; Bondarzewiaceae
Gene: hmga1
Product: homogentisate 1,2-dioxygenase A1
Exons: 15
Coding region: 1-1530 (509 amino acids)
Biological process (GO): L-phenylalanine catabolic process
Cellular component (GO): cytoplasm
Molecular function (GO): homogentisate 1,2-dioxygenase activity
Source: RefSeq, a predicted model, not a curated record